This is a messenger RNA of Chaetomium fimeti, 4208 nucleotides long. Its product is annotated as P-loop containing nucleoside triphosphate hydrolase protein. Gene Ontology annotation, molecular function: ABC-type transporter activity; ATP hydrolysis activity; ATP binding. The coding region runs from base 155 to 4021 and encodes 1288 amino acids. The transcript is spliced from 11 exons. Gene Ontology annotation, biological process: transmembrane transport. Lineage: Eukaryota; Fungi; Ascomycota; Sordariomycetes; Sordariales; Chaetomiaceae. Gene Ontology annotation, cellular component: membrane. The record is from RefSeq and is a predicted model, not a curated record.
UUGAAGCGAAGCAUUUGAUCCGCAAAACCGUUGAACCUUCCGUCGUCCUACACAGCAGGUAUAUAUGGCCAUCUCUUCUUCCAUCCUAGCUCUCGGCGAGCUGGCGUGAGCAUCCACUCGUCUUUGCAGAUAUCGCUGCUGCGAUCUUGUGAUCAUGGCCGCCAGCAUCGAAACAGCCAAGGAACUCGACCAAGCAGAGAAGGAGUCGACCACGCAGGCCGCGACCGAACCUCAGGCCGAGGAGAAAAAGGAGGGCGAAGGUGGCUGGGGGGCUUAUAAGCGCAUUUUUCAAUAUGCCGGUGCCUUCGAGUACACCCUCCAGGGUAUCGCCGUCCUUUGCGCCAUUGCUUCCGGCGCCGGCAUCGCCCUGCAGAACCUGAUCUUUGGCGCGUUUGUGACUGUAAUCACAGACUACACUGCAGGACAUUCAUCGACUGAUGUGUUCCUUGACGACGUCGCAGGGCUCGCCCUCUACUUUGUCUAUCUCGGGAUUGGCAGAUUCGCCCUCUCGUACAUAUACAACACCCUCCUGACCUACGUUAGCCACCGAAUUGUGCGCAACAUCCGCCAUACUUAUGUCAAGGCCGCCCUCAGCCAGGAAGUGGCCUAUUUCGAUUUCGGCACCGGGGGUUCUAUUGCGACACAAGCCACGUCCAACGGUCGACUGAUCCAGGGCGGCAUCUCGGAGAAGCUCGGCCUCACAUUUCAGGGACUGGCCGCUUUCGUCACCGCAUUCGUCGUUGCCUUCGCUACGCAAUGGAAGCUAACACUUAUCACGCUAUGCAUUGCCCCGGCCAAUAUUAUCACCAUGGGUGUGGUUGCUACCAUUGAGGCCGGCCACGAGACCAAAAUUCUUGAUAUGUAUGCCCAGGCCAACUCAUUCGCCGAGGGUGUCCUUGCCAGCGCCCGUACAGUUCAUGCUUUCGAGAUGCGGACUAGGCUGGUGGCCAAGUUUGACGGCUAUCUCUCCGAGGCACACCGGGUGGGGAAUAAGAUUUCGCCCCUUUUCGGCGCCCUCUUCUCGAUCGAGUACACCAUCAUCUACCUGGGCUUCGGUCUUGCCUUCUGGCAAGGCGUUCAGAUGCUCGCAAGAGGCGAGAUUGACACUCCCGGCCAGAUCUUCACUGUGCUGUUGUCCGUCGCUAUUGGUUCCAUCCAAAUCACCAUGCUGGCGCCCUACUCCAUCGAGUUCACUCGCGCAGCUGCGUCUGCCGCUUCGCUCUUCAAGCUCAUGGACAGGGAAUCAGCCAUCAACCCUUUUGACAAGUCCGGUGAGCAGCCGUCCGAAAUUACCGGCUUGGUCGAGCUUGAGGACGUCACGUUUGCCUAUCCUACCCGCCCUGGUACCACCGUCUUGGAUAACUUCUCGCUUACGGUACCCGCCGGCAAGGUCACCGCUCUUGUGGGACAAAGCGGUUCUGGGAAGAGUACCAUCGUCGGCUUGAUCGAGCGAUGGUAUACUCCCUCCUCAGGAGGCAUCAAGCUAGAUGGACGGCCCAUCGAUAGUCUGAAUCUGAAUUGGCUUCGGAACAACGUCCGACUUGUCCAGCAAGAACCGGUCUUGUUCCAGGGGUCUGUCUUCGACAACAUUGCCUAUGGUCUCGUCGGCACACCCUGGGAAAAGGCCAGCCGAGAGGAGCAGAUGGCCCAGGUACGGGAAGCAGCUACCACGGCAUUUGCUCACGACUUUAUAUCCGCGCUACCUAACGGAUACGAUACCGACAUCGGGCAACGCGGAAGCCUCCUGUCCGGGGGCCAGAAGCAACGGGUAGCCAUCGCUCGCAGCAUUAUCUCACGCCCCAAGGUCCUUCUCCUCGACGAAGCAACGAGCGCACUCGAUCCCCAUGCCGAAGGAAUCGUGCAGCAAGCAUUGGACCGCGCGGCCGAGGGACGCACAACCAUUGUGAUCGCCCACAAGCUGGCCACAAUUCGCAAGGCAGACAACAUUGUUGUUAUGUCCAAGGGCCGCAUCGUCGAGCAGGGCACGCACGAAGGAUUGAUUGCCCAUGACGGCACAUACGCUCGGCUCGUCCGUAUCCAAGAUUUGGCUGUCGGCUCCACCGGUGCCUCGUCGGAUGCCGAGGAGGACACCGCUGGUGAUGAGGGAGGCCACCCUGCCGAGCUUACUAAAACCAUGACCCGAUACGCCACCGAGGACCAGGCCCGCCUGGAGGCACAGAAGAAUCGCGACAACUUUGAUGACCACAAACAUCUAGGCUUGAUCGCGGUUAUCCUCCGCCUCAUCAAGUACAGCCCAGAGCUGAGAAUGUGGUAUCUUUCGGUACUGGCGUCCUGCGUCGCCGCCGCGGGUGUCUUCCCUGGCCAAGCCAUCUUACUCUCCAGGAUGAUGGACGUCUUCACCUUGACGGGCGAGGCUUUGAAGGAACGCGGCAACUUCUUUGCAUCCAUGUUUAUCGUCUUGGCCGCCGGCUGCCUCGUCUUCUACUUUGUCCUGGGCUGGUCGGUGAACGUCGUCGCUCAGACCCUCUCCCACAACCUCCGGAGGCAGACCUUUAGUGACAUUUUGCGCCAAGAUCUUCAAUUUUUCGACCGUCCCGACAAUAACACCGGCGCACUGGCGAGCCGGGUCGACUCGAAUCCCCAGUCCGUCUUUGAGUUGAUGGGUUUCAACGUCGCGCUUGUCGUCAUCGCGGUUCUCAAUGUUGCCGCCUGUAGCAUCUUGGGUCUUGUCCACAGCUGGAAGUUGGGCGUGGUAAUUGUCUUUGGCGGAUUGCCUCCCCUGCUCGGUGCUGGGUGGCUCAAGAUUCGGCUGGACAUGAAGAUGGAUCACGACAGCUCCAAGAGAAGCGCGGUUAGCGCGUCGAUUGCAUCUGAGGCGAUCACCGCCAUCCGCACGGUCUCUUCACUGGCCAUCGAAGAGCGUGUUCUGUCCCGGUACACGGCCGAGCUGGAUCACGCAGUGGCCGAUACGGUCAAGCCCCUGGCGAGUGUAAUGGUCUGCUUUGCUCUGACGCAGGCCAUCGAGUAUUGGUUCAUGGCUUUGGGUUUCUGGUAUGGCUGCCGCCUGGUUGCCUUCAAUGAAACAUCCAUGUACAACUUCUUCGUCGCCUUCAUGGCCGUCUUUUUCUCCGGCCAGGCAACCGCGCAGAUGUUUCAGUUCUCCACUAGCAUCACCAAGGGAAAGAACGCGGCAAACUACAUCUUCUGGCUCUCCGAGCUGCAGCCGACCGUUAGGGAGACCGACCAGAACCGCAGCAACGGUCCAAAGUCUGGUGGGCCCAUCGUGUUGGACAAUGUGCGGUUCUCGUACCCGUUACGGCCAGACGCCGUAGUGCUUCGAGGGGUAGAUCUAGAAAUUAAAAAAGGCCAGUUUGUGGCAGUGGUUGGUGCUUCUGGUUGCGGCAAAUCGACUGUCGUUGCCAUGUUGGAGCGCUUUUAUGAUCCGUCCACCGGCAACAUCAGGAUCGAUGGUGACGUCCUGAGCGAGCUCAACCCGAAACUCUACCGUCGCAUCGUGGCCCUUGUUCAACAGGAACCUACCCUUUUCCAGGGCUCCAUUCGGGAGAACAUCGCUCUCGGUAUUGAUGACCCGACAGUUGACACGUCAGCUAUUUACACGGCGAACCCAGGCCCCGCAGUUCCCGACUCCCAGAUCGAAGCGGCCCUCCGUGCAGCCAACGCUUGGGAGUUUGUCUCCUCGCUUCCGGAUGGGUUGGCUACCGCGGCGGGUUCCAAUGGCACACAACUCUCGGGUGGCCAGCGUCAGCGCAUUGCCAUCGCCCGAUCACUGGUUCGAGAUCCCAAGAUUCUACUACUGGACGAGGCCACUAGUGCGCUCGACACAGAGAGUGAGAAGAUUGUCCAGAAUGCACUCGCCGAGGCGGCCAAGGCUGGGGACCGCAUCACUAUCGCCGUGGCUCAUCGCCUCUCGACCAUCAAGGACGCCGACGUGAUUUGUGUGUUCCAUGGGGGCAAGAUCGUAGAGAAGGGUACGCACGAGGAGCUGAUCGCGCUAGGGGGAAUGUAUCGCAAGAUGUGUGAGGCGCAGAACUUGGAUUAGGAUGGUGACUAGGAGGUAGAUACUGCCUUGAUGUCACCGCGAGAGGUGAAUAAUAAUUAGACAAGGGGUCAGCUUUGUAAUAAUAUAUACCAACUUCGAGCUCAAUCCGCCAUUACGUACACGCAACACUGUUCUUCCCCAGAGGGCGACAACACAAGCCACAGAAGUGCCCACGUUUCAGCUGUCC